This is a messenger RNA of Caenorhabditis briggsae, 1239 nucleotides long. It is a transcript of the gene Cbr-clec-115, whose product is annotated as Protein CBR-CLEC-115. The record is from RefSeq and is a predicted model, not a curated record. The transcript is spliced from 8 exons. Bases 1 to 1239 code for a protein of 412 amino acids. NCBI's taxonomy places the organism in Eukaryota, Metazoa, Nematoda, Chromadorea, Rhabditida, Rhabditidae.
AUGAAUCUAAUUCAUGGAACGCCAUCUGAUUUCUCUACGUCAUCGAAAUUUGAAUUUUCCUGGGAUUACUGUAUCUCGUAUUGCUAUCAGAUGUCAACAUGUCUAGCUGCAUAUUAUCAAGUGGAAUUUCCAGAGAUUUGUGAAAUUUUUGAAAUUGGAAAACUGGCGAAAAUCCAAAAAUUGAAUGCAGUAGUCCCCACCGGGGAAAUAACCCGCCUUGAGGCUCAAAAAUUGUGUGCUGAAGAUUUUCAAGGCGUUUUGAGUGGAUUCGAUAGCGAUUUCGAGCAUACUUCUGCAAUUAAAUCUGCAGUACUAUUAGUUCCCAAAAAUACCCCAUACAAAUAUUAUGGAUACUAUAUGGAUGGGGAGCGAAAAACGAAUUGUAGAUACUUGAAUCAAACUGGACCGGAUUGUAAUUGGAAUAAGAAUCCCGCCAAAAUGAAUCUAAUUUAUGGAACGCCUUCUGAAUACAAGACGUCAUCGAAAUUUGAAUUUUCCUGGGAUUACUGUAUCUCGUAUUGCUAUCAGAUGUCGACAUGUCUAGCUGCAUAUUAUCAAGGCGACUUUCCGGAGAUUUGUGAAAUUUUUGAAAUUGGAAAUCUGGCGAAAAUUCGAAAAUUGAAUGCGUACUCUGGAAAAAUUAUGGCGGUAAAGACAACCUCUCCAUCUGAAUGCUCCGCAAGCUCUAAUGACAGUUUGAUGGCUGGUACAGUAUCCACAGCAUCCACGUGGCAAAACUACAGUAUCCAAGUUUCCCAAGAUUUUUGGACAAUAGAUUCGAGUCCAUUUUUUGAAUGUCCGGAGAAUUUUAGAUUAUGGAAUAGAGCCAAAGGAUAUUGGUGUAUGAGGGUCCACUUUAAAAUCGGAAUCAGUCAAAUGGACAGUGCUACAUAUUGCAAAGAAAGUUAUGGGGGCAUGUUGAGUGGAUUCGAUUCGUAUGCGGAGAAACUAUGGGUUGUUGGAAUCACAAAGUCGUUGGUCAAUCCGAGCUUUCAAUUCGAUGGAUAUUGGAUAAAUGGGAUUCGGAAGGAUUCUUGUAGAUACCGUAACCAAACCGGACCGGAUUGUGAUGGAAUAGCAGCGUUUAAUAUUACGGACCCUUUAAUGUACAAUACCACUUCAUACGUUUGGGGCAGCGAUUAUCAGCCGGAUGGAUAUGAAAAUGGUAUUUGGAUCCACGACUGUUUGGUUUUUAGAGUGCAACCACAAAGUGGAGCAGGAGUCGAUGACCUACCGUAA